AUGGCGGCGACGACGGCGGCAUCGUCGUCGUCCCCGGCUGGCGGCGCCUCGUCGCCGGCCCAGGCACCGGGCGGAGGCGGAGGAGGAGGAGGCGGCGGCGUGCCGUACCACCGGUCGCGGUUCGGCGACACGACGCUGACCAAGGUUUUCGUGGGCGGGCUGGCCUGGGAGACGCCGUCCGCGGGGCUGCAUGACCACUUCCGGGAGUACGGCGAGAUACUCGAGGCGGUCGUCAUCACCGAUCGCGAGACCGGCCGAUCUAAGGGCUACGGAUUCGUGACGUUCCGGGACCCGGAGUCGGCGCAGCAGGCGGUGCAGAACCCGAACCCGAUGAUCGCCGGCCGGCGCGCCAACUGCAACAUUGCGUCCAUGGGCCCGCCGCGACCAUCGCCGCAGAGAGGGAGGGCCCCACGCGGGCCGGAUCAGCAGCACUCGGGCCCGCAGCCAUACAUGGGCGGCAGGAUGCACCACCAGCAGCAGAUGCCCACCCCGCCUCACGCCAUGUUCUACACCCCUUCACCGUACGGCGCUGCUGCUGGGUUGCGGUUGACGUACCCCAUAUAUGAAAUUUAUUGGAAUGGGCAGUGUGGAGUACAGAUCGUUGGCGCAGGAUUCCUUGACCGGUACUGGUACCCACCUGAUUAUCCAUACCAGCAGGCCUAUUACAAUCAAAUGCAGCAAUACUACUCUCAGCACUAUGGCCAAACAUCCCCUUCAACAUCACCAUACCCAUUCAUGGGGUUCAUGACAAGUGGCCAGAAUCCAAGGGCCGGCUUCUCGCCAUUGCACCAGCAAGCUGCGCCGCCGCCGUUCUUUCAGCAGACGACCGAGGGUUCUUUCCAGGCAGCGCCUUCGCUCCCUCCUAAUUUCAGACUCCAGUUGCCCCCUCGUGCAAUCUCAAGGCAGUCUGAUGAUGUAUCCGGUUCACAACCAACUCAGACAGUAUCCGAGGCUGAGGCUACAAACGCAGAUAACCAAGAAGCUUCAGCGCCUGUUGAAAGAUCAAAUUCAGAGGAAAACACCUCGAACUGA
Molecule: messenger RNA, 1032 nt
Organism: Triticum turgidum subsp. durum (durum wheat)
Lineage: Eukaryota; Viridiplantae; Streptophyta; Magnoliopsida; Poales; Poaceae
Source: the annotation of a GenBank genome assembly